AUGAAAACUCGUCCAAUUCCGAGUGUUUCAACAUCUCCUAUUAAACGUAGUCUAUUACAGACCGCUCUUGCUGUUGCUGUUCUCAGUUCGAUUGCCACCGGUGUUAUAUUACUUGUACAAGGUUCAUUACAACUAGCAAAAUUAAAAUACUUCGUGGAUGUUGGCCAUUAUCCACUUCACAUUACGUCAGUUCUAUUAAUAUUAUUUGGUUUUUUAACUUCAGUAACGUUAAUUACUCUUGUCGUAGCCCUGGUAAGAUUGAGUAAACUCUUAGCAAUUGUUAGUGUAUGCUCAUUAGCAUUAUGUUCCAUUGGUCUAAUAUGUCUAAGCAUUUACUCCUUUAUAUCAAUUUCAAACGAUACACUGCCAACAUCCAUUAAUAAUACGCUAAUCAGGGAAUUAAAUCAGACAAGAUACAAUUUGAAUCGAGAUGCAAUUGUUAAUGUUGAAAAUACGGAUUUAAUGGCAAAACUCGAGAAACAAUAUGAAUGUUGUGGUGCGGCAGAUUCUAUUAAAGAUUACAGAAGUAGACAACCAACAAAUAUUCAAGCGCCGAGUGGCGGUGCAGGAGAACGAUCGACUGCAGCAACAGGAGGAAGAGGAAGAACAUCAUCAACAACACAACGAAAUGUUCAAUCCGUUGUUCUUCUGCCUAUUAGUUGUUGUAAUGAAAAAUAUCGUACAUCAGAUGGAAUAUGCGCCGAUAACAAUGAUGGUGGUAGCGUGUCAGGAAAUGUAUCCUUAUCAAAGUAUAAUUUAGUGGGAUGUUUUGCAAAAAUAACAAAAUCAAAAUAUGAACGAAUACAGCGACAAGGUUUUACGACCGUUAUUGGUGCGUGUCUUGCAGUGGUAGCGUGUAUCGGAUUAGCAGCAGCUAUUCGACUAUUAGCUGAAGGUUAUCAAAUUGUUCCUGUGCGUACUACUUGA
Molecule: messenger RNA, 927 nt
Organism: Didymodactylos carnosus
Lineage: Eukaryota; Metazoa; Rotifera; Eurotatoria; Philodinida; Philodinidae
Source: the annotation of a GenBank genome assembly